This is a messenger RNA of Aspergillus heteromorphus CBS 117.55, 1458 nucleotides long. RefSeq names its product PP2C family serine/threonine-protein phosphatase. Lineage: Eukaryota; Fungi; Ascomycota; Eurotiomycetes; Eurotiales; Aspergillaceae. The coding region runs from base 115 to 1458 and encodes 447 amino acids. Gene Ontology annotation, biological process: protein dephosphorylation. The transcript has 7 exons. The record is from RefSeq and is a predicted model, not a curated record. Gene Ontology annotation, molecular function: cation binding; protein serine/threonine phosphatase activity.
CCAAAAAAGAUCCUCCGUUUUUAACUUUGCCCUCCUGUCCCCUUCCUCUACCCUGUACGUUGACAUCGGGUCCUUCAUCUGUGUGAACUGUUCAAUUGUGAUCCAAUAGACAUCAUGGGUCAGACCUUGUCCGAGCCCGUGGUCGAUAAGACUUCCGAUGAGGGUCAAGAUGAGUGUUGUAUAUACGGCGUUUCCGCCAUGCAGGGCUGGCGAAUCAGCAUGGAGGACGCCCAUGCUGCCGUCCUAGACCUCCAGGCCAAGCUCGCGGAUGAGGAGGAAAAGCCGACCGACCCCGACAAACGACUCGCGUUCUUCGGUGUAUAUGACGGGCACGGCGGAGACAAAGUGGCUUUGUUCGCCGGGGAGAAUGUCCACAAAAUCGUGUCGAAACAAGAGUCCUUCGCCAAGGGUGAUAUCGAGCAGUCCCUCAAGGACGGCUUCCUGGCCACCGACCGGGCGAUCUUGGAAGACCCGAAGUACGAGGAGGAAGUGUCUGGCUGCACCGCAGCUGUCAGCGUGAUCUCGAAGCACAAGAUCUGGGUGGCCAAUGCUGGUGAUUCCCGCUCCGUGUUGGGUGUGAAGGGCCGCGCGAAGCCCCUUUCUUUCGAUCACAAGCCCCAGAACGAAGGCGAGAAAGCUCGUAUUAGCGCCGCGGGUGGAUUCGUCGACUUCGGCCGUGUCAAUGGCAACCUGGCUUUGUCGCGGGCCAUUGGCGAUUUCGAAUUCAAGAAGAGCCCCGAGCUGUCUCCCGAGCAGCAGAUCGUCACGGCCUAUCCGGACGUCACAGUGCACGACCUCAGCGACGAUGAUGAGUUCCUCGUCAUUGCCUGUGACGGUAUCUGGGAUUGCCAGUCCUCUCAGUCCGUGGUCGAAUUCGUUCGCCGCGGCAUCGCUGCCAAGCAGGAUCUCCACCGGAUCUGUGAGAACAUGAUGGAUAACUGCCUUGCCUCCAACAGCGAGACCGGCGGCGUUGGUUGCGACAACAUGACGAUGAUCAUCAUCGGCCUCCUGAACGGUAGGAGCAAAGAGGAGUGGUACAACCAGAUAGCCGAGCGCGUUGCGAACGGCGACGGCCCUUGCGCUCCGCCCGAGUACGCUGAGUUCCGCGGCCCCGGUAUCCGUAACCAAUUCGAGGAAAACCCGGAUGACUUUGACAUGGAGAACGACCGUGCGCGUGGCUUCAGUGUACGGUCGGGCCGCAUCAUCCUCUUGGGGGACGGUACUGAAUUGAUUCCGGAGCAGAACGAUGACGAGCUGUUUGACCAUACCGAGGAAGACCGGGACCUUGUCGGUCAGGUGCGCCGCGACUCGCCCGAUGCUGUUCGGAAUGAACGCGAGGGGACCCCCGGGCCGCAGUCGAAGGAUGCCCCCAAGGCCGACGGAGCCUCUGCUGCCAACAUAUCGGAGUCGCCGUCCACCGCGGAGGCCCCUGGAACGCCGCAGAAGCCGAGCUCGUAG